This is a messenger RNA of Aspergillus pseudonomiae, 367 nucleotides long. RefSeq lists its product as uncharacterized. Bases 57 to 311 code for a protein of 84 amino acids. NCBI's taxonomy places the organism in Eukaryota, Fungi, Ascomycota, Eurotiomycetes, Eurotiales, Aspergillaceae. The record is from RefSeq and is a predicted model, not a curated record. The transcript has a single exon.
UUUUUUUUUUUUUUUUUUUUUUUUUUUUCUUUUCCUUGCUUCUUUUGGCGAUAGGGAUGGUCGGGGGAUCGGAACCCGGUGUCAAAAAUAAGGAUGAGAGCACGAAAUCCGUGUUUCUCUACGGCUACGGAAUAGGGAAAUGGCGUCAGUGCAUGAUUGAUGGCACGCGCGGUCAUGGACUACAGUAUAUUGUAUCUCAGAUUUUCAUUGGUGGAGUGUCUAAGGGGAAUUGCCGGACGACUAUCAGCUUCUAUUUUUGCCUGUAUUCUAUAUAUCCAGUUGUGUCGAUGAGCUCUUCGUGGUUUCAUUGACUUUGAUGACCUUUUCCUUUCUUUGUAUAACGAUUGCGGUUAUGAGUGAAUAUUUC